UCAAUUAAGUGUCACAGUCUUAGCUUUGGGUAUUCGGAAUUAAUCUAGGUAUUAGUUGGGGUGCAGAGGGUAAGAUUUUGUGUAUUUAACCAUAGCGAGUAAUGUUUCAAGUAAAUUAGUUUUUUGUGAAUAAAUAUCCAAUUUCUUUUGCAUUUAAAAUGGCUGGGAAUGAAAACCCGACUCGUUUAAUGUUCUUCAUUCGUGGAAUCCAAGGUGACAGGUUCAGAGCUGUGGCGUUUCCUAUGCUUCUCUUGGUGUCGCCACAUUUGUUGGAUAUACUGAUUAGUUAAAACAGCUGCCUAGCGGCAUGAAGUGUGAUUUCACGUUGUAGAAGUGACAUUUGUUGUUUGGUGUAAAGAUUAUGGCUAUGAAAGGUAGUAAAUGCGCCGUUCCAGGUUGUUCGAAUUAUAAAUUACAAAAGGAUAAAUCAUUUUAUAGAUUUCCCAAGGAUAAGGAGCUAUGUAAGCAGUGGGUAAUUUUAACUCAGAAACCCGGUUUAGCUGAAGUGUUCGAAAGCCGAGGGCCAGAAUAUGUUUAUCGAACGUACACUGUAUGCUCGGACCAUUUUCAGGAAAAAGAUUUCCGGAACAAGAUAUGGUUAAGCCAAGGUCUUUGGCGUGGUGCAAUACCUUCGCGGUUGUUACCCAAACCUAAACAAACUGUACCAGACAGUGGAAGAAAUGGGGAAGUGGCGACAGUGUCAAGUGAUACGAACAGCGUACAAAAUGAUUCAGCCACAAAUCAAAUGGCGAGGGGAUUCUCUGCAGAACGGGUGUCAGCAGAAAUAUACCUUGCAGAAAAUCAGUAUUGUUUUCAGAGUUGUACGGAAGAACCUCACCAGCCAUGUGAGAGUAUAACUGUGGAGGUGGAACAGGAGCCUGAAUAUGGAGGGAACUCCUGUGAUAAGCACAGACCACAGGAACCUGAAUACAUAGAAGUUAAGGGUGAGCCGCUCGAGGAGGAGGAAGCUACUGAUGAGGGUGUCACAGAGCAGGACUCUCUGUGUUUCUGAUGAACAUUCUCCUCAGAGCUGAAAUGUCUACAUUUGUGGUCCGAAUGUGACCGUAACUGUAGGCUGGGAGGGAGCUGCACUCUGGAACUGCAGCUGCCGGAGUGUGGAUCUUCACAGGUCUCUGGAAAGGAGGGGGGGACAGCCUGGAUAGUUGUGUGCCAGAUGUGAUGAAGCUGACAGACCUGAGAGAAGAAAGCCACUGCAAACUGGAAAGAGUCAUCUCCAGCAAAGGCCACAGUGAAAAGCGUCUUCUUCUAUGCAUUUGAUGUGUGUGCAUGACUAUGGUUUUUACACCUCCAUAUGUAUUUUCCAUUUUUUAUUUCCUCAUUUGGGGUAAUAUUCCCACUUUUCUAUUUCAUAUGUUCAGGUACCAUCUUAGCUAAAAAUAAAUGCAGAAGUUUUACUGUCUUUGCAUUGGGUUGCCAUAAUCAGAGGACGAAAAUCGAGGACAAAAUUCGGCGAUUAUAAAGAUGUGCUUGAAAUGCAGAUAGAUAUGUUGUGCAAGUGACCAUUGGUUUGCAUUUCACUUGAAUCUUAGACAUUACUUUACAUUGGUAAUUAUGAAAAUGUGGUUGAAACUUGGAAUCGCACAAUGUCCUUUCAUCUUUCUACACAUCAGCCAAAUCUUAUAAUUACCAUAAUUCAACCAGUAAUUCUGUCAGCAAAGAAGUUGUAAUUAACAACUAAAAUUAAUCCAAGCAUUAAUGGUGUCUAUAAAGGAGUGGUCAAUGAUGAAGAAAAUUGCAGUUGACAUUAAAUAAGUUUUCAAUUAAAAGUACUGAAUACAAAUUAUUAACAUAUACACAAUCAUGCUGCUACAAUUGAUAUACAUAUUUCACUUUAUGCUUUAAACCAGUCAUAUUUCUCUGAGCCCUGGACAGAAGAUUCUGAAUCAACCUAUGAAAAUCUGUGCGAUUUGUGUUUAUCAUGGUAUAUCAGAUUUGGAGCAUUGCAUUGACUGAUGUUAAAGCUAGCCUGUCUCUUUCUGUCCAUUGUGCAUUCACUAGGGAAAACUCUCUCUCUCCACAUUGGCAUCAUGCCCUGAAAUGCAGAAAUAGUACUGCACAAUAGCAAUCAGUUCUGAAUACUGCUCUUUAGAUACACAAUCCUCAAAAAAUUUAACCCACUUUUAAUGAGGCAUCAUGAAAUUCUGGUUAUUUUCCUUUGUAAGAAAACCAUUUCAGUUUCACUAUCUGGUCAAAUAGCAAACUCUCGUUCACUUUGCAAGUUGUUUUCUUGCAUCCAUUUAAGUGUACAUUCAACUUUUUCCCAAUCAGGUAAAGCGUUCAACAGUAUCCAGUCAAAAUGUUCAACAUCGGAUAAAGGCUUGCUCCAUUUUAUUAGAUAAUCUGUUACUGUCUGGUAAAAUGCCAUGACAUCCUCUUGAAAUUUUGACUGCUGAUACUGGGAAAGAGUCAUGAGUUUACAUUUCUUUAUUUCCUCUAAAACAUGCACGAAGUUUUUAAGUUCCAACCUAAACUCAUUCACAGAGAUGUCCUCUUUCUCCAUGUUGGUGAUAGCCUUUUGAAAUAAACUCAUCUGAGCAAGCAGAAAGUGUAAAUACAUCUCUCCACAAGCAUCAGAAAAGACUUGAAUAUUUAAACACUUGUCGAGAGACAGGAAGUAUGAUUUAAGAGCAUAAAACAUGUAUAUGAAUCUUUCAAUUGCAGGAAAAAAGCUCAUCCACCUAGUUUUCACACGCCUAAGUAAAUCUUUGUGAGUCAUAUGGAGAAAAUCACAAAAAUCCCUUAAUGCUGCUACCUUAAUAAUUAUACUUUGCACAUCUUGUGAAAGUAUGUUGGUUCAAUUUUGAAUAGCAUUAUGCAGUACAUGAACUGAACUGGGCAACCUACCACUACUAUGGAUCUAUUUAGUUUGUUUUAAAGUUUCUGGAAUACAUUGUUUUUCCCUUUUCUUUCAACACCUCCAAAGUUAGUGUUUGUAUUAUCUCCACCAAAAGCACAAACAUUUUCACUAAGGUUGAAUUCUAAAAUUAUUUUAUACACACACUCACAUUGUACUGGAGGUUUCAUUGUCACACUCAUUCAAAUGUAAUAAAUUUCUUUGAACAUCUUGUGUGAUGUCAAAGUAUUGCACCAGAACAGGAAACGUUUUACAUGCUUGUGGUUACUAGUAUCUGUACUGAUCCCAACACAGUUAACUUUUGAUAGACUAUUUUUAACAUUCUUUUAUGAAAGAUGCUAUAACAUUGUUAACAAUUGCUUCAGUUUUAGUUUUUCGCUUGGAAACUGAACUGCUACCUUUGAAUCACUAAAAUUUUCACUGAUGAUUUUUGAUGUACAAGACGAAUUGUAUGAAUGUUGGUGUCUUACAGCAUGAAACAUGAAUGUUGCUUUACAGAUUCUGUCUGAUUAGCACUAAAAAAACUGACAACUGUUCAGAAGUUGAAGCAGAAUGCACAGCUCUUGCGUUUCUUGCUUGUUAUAUGGUGAUUGAGGGCUCGUUUCCCUCCAUUGGUGAUUGAAAUAUAGCAACUGUAAUGAAAUAAUUUAGGAUUAGUUGCCAGUUAACCAAAAGCAUGCAAAUUAACAUUUUAGUUUAUGUACAAUAUUGCAUAAACAGGCACAAUCUAUUGCACUAUGUUUCGAAGUGUGACCACCACUAAAGUUUUAUGCCUCAAAAAACACGUUUUUGACAGCUUUCAUUCUAUGGUCAGCCUGAAAAUUAAAUUUGAUGGCACGGUGAAAAUUUUUUUCAAUAACUGAACUAUCGCCAGAAAAUAAAAUUGCAGGAGACUUAGUUUUUAAACAGACACAGGUUAAGUAAUAUGAUUGAUACUCAUUUGUAUGCUUUCUACAAAUGAUAGGCAUUGUUUACUGUUACAUACCUACAAUGCAUUGUACUUUCCGCCACACUUUGCAAAUAGCCUCAUGUUUGUUUCUUCCACAUUUAAUACUUGGAAACGCAUCAAUAUAUUCUUCUCGGAAAUGUCUUCUUCUUCUUCUUCGUCGUCGUCCCCCCCCCCGUUUUUUUUUUUUUUUUUUUAAAGAAAUUCUGUGCAGUAGCACCAGAGGUACACUUCACACAGCUGAAUGUUAACUUAACACGACCAAAGAAUAUCUGAUGCCGACAGCAGAGAUGUUGUAAACCAACAGCGGAAAAAUGAAACAAUUGCAAAGAAUAGAUUAUUGCACUGCUUCCACAGUCUGUUCUGAAUAUAGCCGAGUGAUUCUGAAGUGACACGGAAUAUCAGCACAGGUUUCAAUGGCUAUUGUCAAGUUUGCAGAAGUUACGAAACACUUGAUCGGUGGCCAGUAGCAAAAAUUGAAUAAAAAAAAUUUUUUUUUGUGGACACACACACACACACACACACACACACACACACACACACACACACACACACACACUCCAACCAAACAACAGUUGACACACUGUCUAUUCUCACAUUAAAAAAAUAUCAGUUUUGGAAAAUAUAAUGUAAUUGGAUAGAUAGAAAAUCUACUCAAGAAGUGUUGACUGAAAACACACAGAUAGAAAUUCACAAGCUUUUGAAGCCUCUGGUACCUUCUGGCAGAAGGUUUGAAGGAGAAGAAAGGUUUAGGAAAAAGGGGUAGGGUUUGGAAAAAGUCAUCCAGAACACUAGGUCAGGGCAGACAUACCAGAUGGAAUGAGAAGCAAAAAUUGAUAGUUAGGAACUGCACUGGAUGAGAUGUGAAAACCUAAGAGCUUAAAAGUGGAAGAUAAGGUAGAGAUUACCGACAUGGAUUUCAAAUACCCAGGGUGUGGACAACCCUCACAGGGUGAUGGCCACACCACACUAAUGUGCAGCGCUCUGCCACACAACUCCAGCCAGAACUACUGUAGCUAAACAGGAGGGCCGCUUUCGUUACCUGCUGUAGUAAUUUAGAGCAGACCACAUACAGAUCUGUGCAUGCAGUGUUUUCAUGUUAUUUUUACAUUUUAUUCUUGAAUUUUACUUUUUACCAAUUUCAACACACUUUUCAGUAGUAAAAAAUUUCUGCUAAAACUCUGGCUUAUGAGUGCUGAAAUGUACACCCCCACCACAACAUACUGGGUGAUCAAAAAGUCAGUAUAAAUUUGAAAACUUAAUAAACCGCGGAAUAAUGUAGAUAGAGGUAAAAAGUGACACACACGCUUGGAAUGACAUGGGGUUUUAUUAGAACCAAACAAAAACAAAGUUCACAAAAUGUCCGACAGAUGGCGCUAGACAGCAAAAUGUCAGUGACUGCGCAUGACAAUCAUGUAUAAAAGGAGCUGUAAUGAGAGAGAGAUGGUUGCUCAAGGUCAAUCCUUCCAAGACCCAGGCAAUCAUCGUAGGCAAAACCACCCCUUCCUUCCGUCUCCUUGAUUUCUAUCUUACCAUUUAUGGCUGUCCUAUUAACCUCACACCCACCCUCAAGUACCUUGGUGUCACCCUUGACCGUCGCCUCUCCUGGACCCCUCAUCUCCGGACAAUCCAAGCCAAGGCACGCUCCCGACUCCACCUCCUGAAGCUCCUUUCUGGCCGCACAUGGGGUCUGGACCCCUCCACCGUCCUCCACACCUAUAAAUCUCUCAUCCGCCCUAUCCUCUGUUAUGCCCAUCCCGCCUGGAUCUCUGCCCCGCCUACCUUUUACAAAUCCUUGAACGGCAAGCCCUCCGCCUCGCCUAUCGCAUCCGCCUCCCUUCCCCCACGCGGCUCCUCUAUGACCUCAUCCCCUUCCCACACCUCCUCCUCUUCCUCCAACGGAUACGGAUCCUCUACACCUCCCGCAAGCUUGAUCCUCCCCACCCGCUUGUCUCUUCCAUCCUCUCCCACCCCAACCCACUGCCGCGCCUGUACUCCUGUAUCCCACCUGCUCUCCAUCUUCACACUCUCCACACCCUCUCCCAAGGUGGCUUCCGCCGACUCCCCCUCCCGGAUGAUGCCCUCCUCCCCUCCAUCUACCCCUCCUACCAACUUUGAGCCUUGCCUUCCCCUCUCCUCUCCUUUUCCUGUGGGCGCCCUCUCUCCCUUCUCUCCCUCCCUCUCUCCCUCCUUCCAUCCUUACCUCCCCUCCCCCUCUCCCUGGGCUUCCACCCCCCUCUUUUCGUUUUCUCCCCUCCUCCUCCCUGGCAUCCUAUCUCCCCCUCCCUCCUUCCCUCCCCCUGUUUUUUCCCUUGGCAGGCCCCCAGCUUUUCGGUGUGGACAGUGCCCCUGCAAGCGCCGAAGCCCAUCUCCGCAGUGUCCGUGUCUUUCGUCCCGUCUGUACCUCGAGUGUUUCUUCGUUUUCUGCUCCACCGUUCACCUGUGCUAGUGUUCUCUGUUCCGUGCUGUGCUGCCCGUUUUUUUAAAACUGAAACAGUGCUGCGUCGGUGAACGACUUCAAUUCUUUUUAUUCUCUGUUGUCUUCUGAUUUUUGUCCUCCAUGUCUGUGUUUUGAGAUUAUGUCUUCCUGUUUUUAUCUCUUGUAUGUUUCUUGUGGCCGAAGAGCGGCAUAUUAGGCCGCUGCCGGCCUACCUUUGUAGGUAUAAAAUGACAAUAAAGGAAAAAAAAAAAAAAAAGAGAGAGAGAAUCAGAUGCGCCAGCAGUCGCAGCAUGUUGACAUACCUGAAACGGCGCUUUUAGUGAAGCUGUAUUAUCAGAAUGGCGGAUGUGCUAGUUCAGCAUUACGAUCCUAUCCCCAAAUGAAGGGGAUUCGAACGGGUAAAGGUCUGUUGACAUAUGCAGCUGUGGCGAGAAUGAUUUCGAAUUUUGAAGCCACGGGUUGUUCAGCCGAUAGACACCGUAGUGGCCGACCGAGCACAAGGCGUAAUGGUGCUGAGGCCAUUCAGGAAGAAAUGGAUACAGUAGUAGGUUCGUGUAUGCAUGGGGAAGUCAGCGCUCGUGCAGUCGCACGUCGCACCAGCAUUCCAUACACUACUUACAAGGGAACCUCCCCAUCGCACCCCCAUCAGAUUUAGUUGUAAGUUGGCACAGUGGAUAGGCCUUGAAAAACUGAACACAGAUCAAUCGAGAAAACAGGAAGAAGUUAUGUGGAACUAUGAAAAAAAAAUAAGCAAAAUAUACAAACUGAGUAGUCCAUGUGCAAAAUAGGAAACAUAAAGUAUAAACUGAGCUCAGGGGCGCCAUGGUCCCAUUGUUAGCGUGAGCAGCUGCGGAACGAGAGGUCCUUGGUUCAAGUCUUCCCUCGAGUGAAAUGCUUACUUUCUUUAUUUUCAUAAAAUUAUGAUCUGUCCGUUCGUUCAUUGAAGUCUCUGUUCACUGUAAUAAGUUGGUGUCUGUGUUUUGCGACCGCACUGCAAAACCGUGCGAUUAGUAGCCAAAAGGACGUGCCUCUCUAAUGGGAACCAAAAACAUUUGAUCACAAGGUCAUAGGUCAACUGAUUCCUCCACAGGAAAACUCCUUUUGAUAUAUUCUAUACGACACUGGUGACGGCAUGUGCGUCACAUACAGGAAUGAGUUGUCGACUCACCUAACUUGUACACUUCCGAAUGGGUAAAAAGAUUCUUCUACCUUGCCUGAUUUAGGUUUUCUUGUGGAUGUGAUGAUCACUCCCAAAAAAGUGAUGAAAACAUAAGCUUGUCACAUAAACUAAAAAUAAAAAAAUUAAACUUUUCACUCGAGGGAAGACUUGAACCGGUCCGCAGCUGCUCACGCUAACCACGGUGCUCCUGAGCUCAGAAUCUCCUUGAUGUUACCUAUCUUGUGCAUGGACUACUGUUUGUGUGUAUAUAUAAUUUCAGCCCCCCCCCCCCCCCACACGCAACUUCUUCCUGUUUUCUUGAUUGUUCUGUGUUAAGUUUUUCAAGGCCUAUCCACUGUGCCAAGCUAUAACUAAAUCUGAGGGGGGUGCGAUGGGGAGGUUCCCUUCUUAGGCGUACCCUCCGAUGCUAUCUAUACAAAAUCCGUCGGCAUCAUGAAUGGCGAUUUAGUGAAGCGGAGGGCAUUUGCGGUGUGGGCGUUUCAAAACAUGGCGGAAGAUGAUGAUUGGUUAAGUGUUGUGGACCAACGAUGCUCAUUUCAAGGUCCGAGGGUCUGUCAAUGCCCACGACUGCAGAAUUUGGGCUACCGAAAAUCCUAGAACUGUCAUGGAAACUCCAUUGCAUGACGAGAAAGUCACGGUAUGGAUUGGAUUUACCACAUAUACCAUUAUCGGGCCUUUUUUCUUCGAGGAAAUGCGCGAUUCUGGUUUUGUAACUGCUACCGUGACGGGUGAGAGGUACGCCGAUAUGUUAUAGAAUCACAUCAUCACCAGCCUGGCUGAUAAACACCUGCUGGAAUGUACGGUGUUUAUGCAGGAUUGCACUCCAUCCCAUAUUGCUAGACGCAUGAAAGAUCUCUUGCACGUGUCGUUUGAUGGUGAUCGUGUGAUCAGCUGCCACUUUUGUCACGCUGGGCCUCCGAAUGCUUCACCGUAACUCCGGACAUGCUUUACAGUGCUGUUCACAACAUUAUUCCUCGACUACAGCUAUUGUUGAGGAAUGAUGGUGAACAUAUUGAGCAUUUCCUGUAAAGAACAUCAUCUUUGCUUUGUCUUACUUUAUGCUAAUUAUUGCUAUUCUGAUAGAUGAAGUGCCAUCUGUCGGCCAUUUUUUAGAAGUUUUGUUUUCCUUCUAAUAAAACCCCAUGUCAUUCCAAGUAUUUGUGUUCCAGUUUAUACCUGUCUAACUACAUUAUUCCGUGAUUUAUUCAGUUUUCUAAUUUAUACUGACUUUGUGAUCACCCGGUAUUAGCUGUAUAUGACUUUCUUCUUCAGCUUAAGGAACCAUAUAGGGUUGCCACUUUAUUCACAAAAACAGGAAGAUUUUCAUGGACAUAUUUUUUAAUGGCUACGGCAUUUAUAUUUUUAUUAAAUGCCAUUUUCAAUCAAAAAUAGCCUACAUUUACAAAUUAAGCCCUAUUCCUUCAUAUCACUAUGAUAUUUUCAAACUGAUUUAGCUUUAUGUAGGAAUGUACUGUCAUUCUUUAGCUGGUUAAAAAAAUCUUUGCAGGACAUGUCAAAAUUUAUUACUAUUUGAAGCUUUGAUUUUAUAAGUUCUGGUGAACACCUGUUCUUGACAUCAGUCCACUUGUUCAUCAACAAAAACACACGUUCCACAAAUGCAUUUGAACCUGGUAUGCUUAGUAUAAAACACAUGAGCCGAGAGAUAUGUCACUUUUUGUUGAGGCACUAGUGUGAAGAAUAUUACCCACUUAGCCACAGCAUCACAAUCCUUAGUGAUACUGUUAGUAAAUUUAUCUUUCACUUCACAAAAUUUUUCAUAUACCUGAUCCAGGUUGAUCCUAUCUUGUAGAUUGUUUCCACUGCUAGUUCAAAAUCACAAUAGUGUAAUUCCCCAUUCAAAGAAAGAGGUUCCAACCUUGCAUACUUAUUACUAGCUGAGAAGUCAUAGUGGUUUUUCAAGAUAUUUCAACAAUGUGUCAUAGAAAGAAUCAAAUUAACAUGAAAUCUUAUUAAGAGAUGUUGUUGAAAUCUCUCCCAUUAAUUUCUUGGUUUCACUCCCAUAGAAUUUAUCCUUCUUUCUUUGUAUAAUCUAGUUAUACAUCAUGCACAGACUGUUAUGUGAUUCAGUGAUGCUUAGCUCCCUUUUCUCCAGGUCUUUGGAUACUGUUUGCAUUUGAACUCCUAUAUUUGACGCAAAAUGCAAGUAAAUUUCAGGAAUAAUUCCUUUCAAUGAGUCUUCAGCUAAAAAUACUGAUGCAAGUUACUUUGGACAGACAUCAAUGCCCCUGAAAUAGCUCUUUAUAGCUGGCCAGCACUCAAUCAAUCUGUUAAUGGCAGGAGUUAAGGACAGCCAUCUUGUGGGCAUAUGCCUUAAUAUCUCAGACCACUCAAAAUCCAUAAAUUCAAAAAAUGAUUUCAGUUCCUCACGCCUUUUAGCUGAUACUGAGAAAUGAUUAUAGAUCUUCAAAACAAGAUUCUUUACAUCCCUUUCCAGCUCUGCCAUAGCAUGCUUCAUCACAUUAUGAACCAUGUGGUUUGAACAACUGGUUUUCUGCAGGUUGGAAUGUAUGGAAAGCAGUAACUGAUAAACAGAUUGUUUCCUGCCAAAAUUCACAUUAGCAUUGUCAGCACUAUAUGCAGUUAGAUUAUUAAUAUUUAAUGAAUGGCUUCCAGUCUAUCAACUAUUAACUUUGCCAGUGCAUUUGAAGUGUCAUCAGGCUGUUCAAUAAAUGUCAACAGUUUGUUCUGUACACCUACUAAAGGUUCAAAGUUUUUUUUAUACAAAUUGGGAACAUCUUUCUGUUGCCUCUUUUCGAAGUGUCUGUUGCUACUGAGAAAAACUUAAUAUUUUCAGGAGAUUUUAGAAUAUUAACAUCACUGGCGCUUUUAGGUGCUAAUACGUUUUUUCACCAACAAUUCUGCCUUCGUCUUGCCACAGGAAAGUUUUACAGCAGUUUCUGAAUCUGUGAAUGUACAUGAUGUCAAUUUAUUGCUACAAUCCAAACUUGAAUAACUUAGGUUGUGUUUGACUGUGUGAUACAAAAGUCCUAACUCACAAGCCAUGACAACGUUGGUUUCAGAUUUCUUAGUUCACAAAAUAUUUGGAAACUUUCGUGGUUUGACUACUUGCUUUCUCCUUUAACUGAUGUCAUUUGUACUCAGCAUGUUGCUCGAGAUCAAACUGUCCACCAUGAGAAACGCUGAAUUCCUUCCUGCACAAUGUACAAAAAGCAUGUUUAUCAGAAGUUAAACAGUGCCUAACCCACGCGAAAGUAUCAUCCCAUUUCUUUAGUACACUUGACUGUACUGCUGUUGCUUGCUGCAUUUCUUCACUGGUGAACUCAUUACAAUUCUUGAACAAAAGUAAAUUAAGAAAACUAGACUAUCCACUGUAUGGAUUCGAGAAAUUAUCACAGCAACGAAGUUUAUUAGUUUACAGACAUCUGUAGUUGCACACAUCAGAAUUGGAAAUAAGUAUAUAGACAACAUUAUUGAUCGUGCGAUUGAGUGAUUGUCAGAAGUACCAAUUUAAACGUAGACAAGCCUAAAAUCUGUAUCUGAACAGUAAUAAUAACAAAUAUAACCAAAUUAAUGUGAAUUUUUGUUAUAUGUAUAUUAAGGGGAAGAAUUGUUGGGAUCUGCGAUAGUUUAGUGCCAAAUAUUACAAAGGGAAAAAAAGGAAGAAAGUGCUGUACGGGGAAAUAAAAAAAACCUUCGGCUCUCGGGUUGGCAAUCUAUUACCAGUUUAGCUUUUACUCAGUGUGGCGUCUCACAGUUCUACUUGCUUGCGAUCUGUUGCUGUUCUGUGCAUUAAUUUGUACUUCUUGAAUGAGUUGACACCGGUGUACAGGAAAUUGGGAAUGGUAGGUUGUUCGAUGUUCUCUACCGGCUGACGGAGAUUUGGGUAAUCUCGUAGUCAAAUGUCGGGAAAUACAAAAGGCCAUUGCCUGACAGUUGCACAAGAAAAACAUAACAGAAAUAGAAAAGUGGGAAAGAGCAUCACUUCAAGAUUUCUGGAACACACAGAAUAUCUGAAGCUUGGAAAUCAGUGAAAUAUGUAGUCAUGUUGUAUUUAAUGCGGAACAAAUGCUUUGUCUGCCUUGUUACUCAUAGACACGAUUGCUAUGUACCUGAAUACUCUGUGCUACUUGCAUAGUCAAUAAAUUGUUUAUACAGUGUC
This is a messenger RNA of Schistocerca gregaria, 11582 nucleotides long. RefSeq names its product 52 kDa repressor of the inhibitor of the protein kinase-like. NCBI's taxonomy places the organism in Eukaryota, Metazoa, Arthropoda, Insecta, Orthoptera, Acrididae. Gene Ontology annotation, molecular function: sequence-specific DNA binding. The transcript has 5 exons. The record is from RefSeq and is a predicted model, not a curated record. The coding region runs from base 362 to 1012 and encodes 216 amino acids.